AUGCACAUGUUCCUUUUUGGAGCCUAUGGCCUAUGGCUACCCACCUAUACUCCAGCACCCCACCUGCAGCAUUCCUCGCAGAAAGUCACGCUUUGCCGGGCACCUCGGGCCCUCCCAUGCCAUGAUUUCAUGGCAUACCCUGAAGGUCGCAAUGUCGAUGACAGCGUUGUCUUCCUAUGCUUGGAGGCCAGCGACCUCUUGUUGGAGCCGAUGUGCAGCACGUGGGAGCUCCAACAGGAACUUGUGCCCUACGUCCUCUCGCACUCGCUCCAGAAUGACCUUUUCCUGAAGCUACCAAAGGCUGAACGCCAGGCACAGGUCAAGAUCCUGACCCAGAGGAUCCUCAGUGGCGAAACCGGGCAUCCCAACGGAGAGUCCUCCGCGGAUGAGGGCACUGCUUCGCCGUCCACGCCGAGGGAUCCGAUGGCAGAUGCGCUGAGCCCUGCGCGCUUUUGGGCACAUCUGAGAAGCAAGAAGCUCAUGAAAGCCCAUGGAAUUCGAGCUACAGCUGCCUCUCCGAGCUGGGGCCGAACCUACCGGGAAGGGUCCCAGGCUUGCUCUGGGCUCUUCGCGGUUUCCGGGGGCUUUCCGGCAACUUCUGGCCUCCUCCUCGGCACCUGCUUGGCGAUUCCAAGGAGGGCCUGGCUCAGGUGGAGGGUUUGCAGACACGCCCGGCGGCGGCGCCGAAGUCGUUUUGCAGACGCUACGAAGGAGGAUUCGAUCCCAUCGACUGAUCCGGAGGAGCAGGAGGAACUCCCAGAGCCGAUCUUUGUGUUCUGGGACUUGGACAACAAGAAGUUGCCGCCAGACGUCAGCCUGGCAACCGCCGUAGUCGCUCUUCAGGAGAGGUUCCUCCGCGCCUGCCCGCAGGCUGUGCACCUCUAUGCAAGCUAUAAAACUGUGAAAUUCCUGGGCCGGCACGACUAUGACAUCCUUCAGUCAGCGCUAGCGAGUGCCUGGUCGCAAGACUUGCAGGAUUUUCUGGAGGCCUUCACAGAAAAGGCACCCCACGGGGUUCGUUUGAAGUUGGUGCAAGAUGGUGCGGAAGUGCAAAGGCCUGCUUCCGUGACCAUCACGCCCGCGCAGCCACAAGCUGCUGACUGCCUCCUUGUGCGUGAUCUUCUGAGAUUAGUGGCUCCCAUAUCAGCUGAGACCUCCUGUGGCACCGUGUGCAUCAUCUCAGACGAUUCAGAUUUUGCAAAGGUCAUUCUGGAUGUGCACCACAGCGGCUGGAAAGUAGCCGUGGCCAGCCAACCCAACAGCUGGACCCUCCGACGGCGCAGCGAUUUCUGGAUGGAUUGGACGGACUUUCAUGCAAGCCUGCCCGGUGCUGUUUGCACCGAGGACCGAGGCUAUUGUCUGAGCGAAAUGGAAAGCCUGCAAGGCAAUGUGGACAUCUCUGCUCAUGCAGUUGCAAACGGCGACAAUCGCGUACGCAGGGACAUCAACAGGGACCAGCGCGGCCACAAGCGAUGA
Symbiodinium sp. CCMP2592 is the source of this 1476-nucleotide messenger RNA. The record is from the annotation of a GenBank genome assembly. Lineage: Eukaryota; Dinophyceae; Suessiales; Symbiodiniaceae.